Ictidomys tridecemlineatus (thirteen-lined ground squirrel) is the source of this 4386-nucleotide messenger RNA. It is a transcript of the gene Yipf5, whose product is annotated as Yip1 domain family member 5. Gene Ontology annotation, cellular component: membrane; trans-Golgi network. Gene Ontology annotation, biological process: regulation of ER to Golgi vesicle-mediated transport; endoplasmic reticulum to Golgi vesicle-mediated transport; vesicle fusion with Golgi apparatus. The record is from RefSeq and is a predicted model, not a curated record. Lineage: Eukaryota; Metazoa; Chordata; Mammalia; Rodentia; Sciuridae.
CCUGCCAACACGCCUGCGCGAGCGGGCGUGCCCCGGAAGCAGUUUUUUGGCCCUGUGACACGUAGCAACGGGGCUACUACAGGGUCUGGAACUGAGUUGGGGGUUAUUUGGGGCCGCUGGAGGUACAACUGCUUCCGCCGCUGCCGCCCCCGCGUUUGAUCAUUUGCAAUGUCAGGCUUUGAGAACUUAAACACGGAAUUCUACCAGACAAGUUACAGCAUCGAUGACCAAUCUCAGCCGUCCUAUGAUUAUGGAGGAAGUGGAGGACCCUAUAGCAAACAGUAUGCUGGCUAUGACUAUGCGCAGCAAGGCCGAUUUGUCCCUGCAGACAUGAUGCAGCCACAACAGCCAUACACUGGUCAGAUUUUCCAGCCAGCUCAGGCAUAUACUCCAGCUACACCUCAGCCAUUCUACGGAAACAACUUUGAGGAUGAACCACCUUUAUUAGAAGAAUUAGGUAUCAAUUUUGACCACAUCUGGCAAAAAACACUAACAGUGCUACAUCCAUUAAAAGUAGCAGAUGGCAGCAUUAUGAAUGAAACUGAUUUGGCAGGACCAAUGGUUUUUUGCCUUGCCUUUGGAGCCACGUUGUUACUGGCUGGCAAAAUCCAGUUUGGCUACGUAUAUGGAAUCAGUGCAAUUGGAUGUCUAGGGAUGUUUUGUUUAUUGAACUUAAUGAGUAUGACAGGUGUUUCAUUUGGUUGUGUGGCAAGUGUCCUGGGAUAUUGUCUUCUUCCCAUGAUCCUACUUUCCAGCUUUGCAGUGAUUUUUUCUUUGCAAGGAAUGAUAGGAAUCAUUCUCACUGCUGGGAUUAUUGGAUGGUGUAGUUUUUCCGCUUCCAAGAUUUUUAUUUCUGCAUUAGCUAUGGAAGGACAGCAACUUUUAGUAGCAUAUCCAUGUGCUUUAUUAUAUGGAGUCUUUGCCCUAAUUUCCGUCUUUUGAACUGAACUUACUGGGAUGUGGACGUCAGUGGGCCAAAUACACAAAAAGAACCUUGAACUCUUAAAUUGGACCAGCACACUGCUGCAACACAAUUCUCGUGCAGAUUUACAAUAGACUUUUGGAGCAGUGGAAGUAAACAUGUAUCUUUUGUUCAUUUUUAUAGAACUUUUGAAUACUGUAUUGGAUUUACCUGCAGUGUGACUAGCUUUAAGUGUUUGUGGUUAUACAAAUAAGAAGUACUAUUUCUUUCCUGUUCUGCAUUCUUUGAAAAACAACUUUUCUUCCUUACAAAUUAUAUUACGAUGUUUUUGAUAGAUUUUUAUCAACUGUGGGAAACUAACCACAAAGCUGAUAAUCUUUCUUAAAAACAACCCAGUUAUAUAAAGUAAACAAGAUACAAAACUUAUUGCAGAAUUUUUUUUCCAAGGAAUUAGGAAAGAAAAAUUACCUGUGUUCUCAAAUUAAGUACAGUGAAACAACAAAAACAGGAUCCAGGCAGAGUGUUGUGAGUUUGCACUUCAAAAGAAUUGACAGUCCUGUAAAUUAUCUCAUGAAAAUUAUUUGCUAAAAUUCAAAGAUAUGGGAAGUUCACAAUAGACAUGAAACGUGAACGGCUGUGUAGAUAUUAAUAUUAUCUAAACCUGAACUGACCACAUUAUUGCUUAGUUGGGUCUCCACAUUUCCCAGGAGAAAGAAAAUUGCUAACUUUUUUUGAGAAAAAUAUUUAAAAUUUCACAAUUUGAAUAUUGCAUUUAUCAAUGUAAAGUACAUUUGAUGCUUAAUAAUUAAAGUUUUCCCAAUUAAUUUUAAUUGUGUUGUUUACUUUUACUAAACAACUGUUCUUUGUGUCUCAUUUUCUGUAAUUAGGGUUUGAUCUUGACUCUCCACCUUAGAUUUAAAAAUAGAAUUCAGUUAGUAUAGAAUCAGAAAAAGAAGAUUAAAUGAGAAGAAAUUUAUUUUCUUACAUUGAAUUUAUUUGAUUUAUAUUCAAGCUUUCUUACCAGAUAAUCUGUAUGAAAAUACUAUGCCAUGUAUAUUGACCACUGGCUUUUUCUAGAGAAACUGCCUCUAAUUCUAUAUAAAGUUCUGUUACACUUAUGAGAAAGUCAUGGUAUGGAAGAAAAACGUUAUUUAAAAAAAAAAAAAAAUCCAAACUGAAGAAUUAAUGGUUGUUUUUUAGAGCAAUUUUUCAAGUAUAAAAAGUUGAGGUAAAUUAAAACACAUUUCCUAUAAGAUCAUAAGUUCUAAUUUCUGUCAUCACAUAAAUAUGUUUUUCUUCAUACUUAAUCUUCAGGAGAAACACACUCACUAAUAGUUUUGGUUAGAAUAAUAUAUUUUAUUGUAAUAUUUAAAUAGUAUCUUUACGUUUUUCAGUUUUUUAAAUACAGUUCUUUUAAAGCAAUGUAUGAAUGCCUUCUGUUAAUAUUAAGCUCUGAGGAAUAAGGUAGAUUAUGCUUUAGAAAUUAAAUUCAUUCUUAGUUAACACUGGUCAUUAUCAGCCACAUUCCCCAAAUGGAUAAUAUUGCUUUAUUAUUUGUUGCCUAUCCCCACAACAAAAUAAUUUUUAAAUUGUUGUACAGAUUUUUUUUUAUUUAGCUCCAAAAUAAUAGUAUGUAAAACCAGUUAAUAUGUAGCUCUAUCAAUAUACCCAUACAGUGAAAUUGCAUUUAAUGCAAGAGUUUGCUUGGUUAUAUGAAGAGUCAUGUAUAGCCAAUAUUUCCCUUAUAAAAUUCCAAGUCAAAAAUAUAUAUAGCCAUAUUUAUGCAUACAUUAAAGAAUGGUAAUCUGUGUCUCAAAAUUUGUGGAUAUUUUCUUUUUGUCUGGCAUUGGAAUGGAUUUCUGUUUCUUAUGUACCUUUUUAUGCCAAAAACAUACAAAUACCUUUAAAUACUAGAAACCCUCAGCUUAGCUCAGUUCACCCAGUGAUUAACAUAAAUUAACUAAAGCUCACUGUGGGGAUGACAGAUUGACACAUAUUGUAUCUCAUUCCAGGUCAUGUUCUCAGUAAAUGGAGUGGCAAGUUAAAGCACAUUACUGUGUUAUUUACUUGCGAAUGCACACAUGCCAAGGACAUGUAGUUAAUUUAACACAUGGUGUAUAUGCAUGUUUUGUGACUUUACUACCAUACUGUAUUCACACUUUUUAAGAACUAUUUAGUUUUGUUGGAAAAGGCAUUCUUCAGACAUAGUAAUGCAUAUGCAAAGUUCUAUAAAUCUUGAAAUGCUAUCUUUGGAUACUAGCAUUCAAUCAAAGAAUUUUUUUAAAAUGUGUCUAAUUACAGGACUUUGGCUAGAACUUAAGUAGUACUGUAUAAUUGACAGUUUGAAUGUAUGUAUUUUUGACCCUAAUAGGCAUUAUUUAACUUCUCCAUAGCUAAGAAAGAUAAUUUUUUUCAAUGUUAAAAUUACCUUUGUUGGAUUAGGCCCCAACUUCCUUAAUAAGACUCCUAUAGUGCAAGAAAUAAAAUCAAGAAUCUGUAAAUGGGAUGGAUUCAAACUAAUAAUCUUCUCAGCAAAAGAAACAAUCAGUGAGGUGAAUAGAGAGCCUAUAGAAUUAGAGCUACCUACCAAAAAAAAAGUUAAUUUGGUUUGAAAUUAUAUACUCCCCCACCAUAUGAAUGGGGACUUUAGAGUUUGAAUAACACAGGAAAUGUAGAAGUUAGAAUCUUAUUCUGUAGGGCACUUUCAUUCAGUCAUGGACAAGUAGGACAUAAAAACCAUGUUUCAAGAUCUCUUGUCAUAUAGAGAAGAUCUGAGGUAAUGACUCAAGUCAACCUGUUUAUCUUGCCCUGUGGGAGGGGAAAUUAUAUAUACAUAUAUGUAUAUAUACUUACACACAAAAAACAUUUAUAUAACAGUGUUUAGUCUUUCAUAAAAUAGUGUCUGAAUUUUUCAAAAUGUAGCAUCUCCCACGGCAAAAGUCUUAACAGGAAGCAUGCUUGACAAAAAAAUAGCACUAAGCCAUUCUUUAAAAUACUACCUGGAGCAAACCUCCUAUCCAAAUAAUGCCCCAAGUUAGUCCUCACAAAGUAUCCACUGACACAUUUUGUGUUGUCAUGUCAAAUUUCAACUGCUAGUUACUAAGUGAUUUCAAUAUUUAUAAAUUCCAGUUUAUUUGAAAAUAAAAGCUUAAAUUAUGAAGUUAUCUGUAUUGAAUGAUGUGUGUGUCAGAAUAUGAACUUUAGAAAUGAAACAUUUAGAAUCAAGCAAAAACAUAAGUACCUUUUCAAAAGUAGAUAAAAGUUAACAAGAAUCUUUUGAGAGUUAUUUAGGAUUUUGGAGAACUGUGAUAAUAGGUAAUUAACACAAAUAUCAACAUUUAUUCAAAAUGCCUUAAGAAAGGAUAGGUUGGUUACAUUUUAAUGAAAGAAUGCUAUGUCAUUGACUUUUCCAGUAUAUACUGUUUGUUUCCAGCAGUCUAAAUAAAACCUAUUCUUGCCUCUUC